AUUUCUCUGGAGAAAAAGAUAUGAUGUUGAGCGAACGUAAAUUUGGUAUUGAGAAUAUGACUUCAAUGUCGGAGAUAGAUGAAAAUAGGAUAAACGAAAAUCUUCAUAUUCGAUACUGUAACGACAUUAUAUAUACUUAUACCGGCUCAAUACUUAUUGCCGUUAAUCCCUAUAAAACCAUAAAUAUAUUCAAUAAGGAAGAAGUUUCCGAAUAUCAUAAGCGCAGAUUAGGGGAUUUGUCGCCUCAUGUGUUUGCUUUAGCUGAAGCAGCUUACACCAGCAUGGUCGAUGACCACAAAAAUCAGGCAUGUGUUAUAUCUGGAGAAUCUGGAGCUGGAAAAACCGAGACAACUAAAUUUAUACUGCAGUAUUUAUGCACAAUUACAUCAAACGUUUCUUCUUGGGUGCAACAACAAAUUUUGGAGGCCAACACCAUUUUGGAAGCAUUUGGAAAUGCUAAAACCAUCCGAAAUGAUAACAGUUCUAGGUUUGGAAAAUUUAUGCAAGUUUGUUUUGAUGACUUCAAUAGUAUAAAAGGAUGCAUUAUUCAAGACUACUUGCUUGAACAGUCACGAAUAACAUUUCAAAGUGAAGGCGAACGAAACUAUCAUAUAAUGUAUCAGUUAGUGGCUCAGGGGCAAAAAAAUAACGAAAUAGCAAGAUCAUUUUUUUUAAGGCCACCGGAGUUUUAUAAAUAUCUAAACACUGCAAACACUGAAAAGAUAAACAUAGACAUCGAAUCAAUAAAAUUUGAUGCCGUUACCAUGGCUUUUACGGUUCUACAAAUUCCUCAAUUUGUAAUUGACGGCGUUUUCAAAGUAAUAAGUUCUAUAUUGUGGUUAGGUAAUAUAGAGUUUAUGGACAUUGAUGGAGAGGGAUGCGAUUUUUCAAAUACAGACCAGGAAGCCAUUUCAAAUAUAUCAAACCUAUUGGGACUUAAGUGCUGUGAUCUUCAAAAGGUUUUAUUAAUCCGCCAAAUAAAUGUUCGAGGAAAUAUUACUGAGAUCCCUUUAAAAAUAAAAGAAGCAAUUGAAAACAGACAUUCUAUGGCAAAAGCAUUGUACUCGAAAACGUUUACGUGGCUGGUUACAAAAAUUAAUAACUGUACAAAUCCUGGACAAGAUGGCGCCAAAUUUCUUGGAGUUCUCGAUAUAUUUGGAUUUGAAAAUUUUACUCACAACUCAUUUGAACAACUGUGUAUAAACUAUACCAACGAAAAGCUUCACAAAUUUUUUAAUCAUUAUGUUUUCGCUUUAGAACAAUCGAUCUACAAACAAGAAGAAAUCGUCUUUGGGCAUGUAGACUUCACAGAUAACUCUUAUUGCUUGGAAUUGAUAGAAAAACCUCCCCGUUGUGUGUUAAAACUACUGACAGAGCAAUGCCAUAUGCCAAAGGGUUCCGAUUUAGCAUAUUUAAAUAAUAUGCACUCAGAGUUUGAAUUUCAUCCAAAUUAUAUUAAAGGAUUUGAUCGUCGUCAUUGGGAAACUGAGUUUGGAAUAAAACAUUACGCUGGCAAUGUAAUUUAUGCUGUUGAUGGAUUUGUGGAAAAAAAUCGAGAUGUUCAACAAGACGUUUUGUUUGACUAUAUGAAUAACAGUGAAGAUAUGUUUAUAAAGGAUUUAUCUAAUUACCAGGAUCUUCAAUUCAUCAGUUCAAGUUAUCCUCGAGGCUCUUCUAAAACGAAGUGUACUGUUAGUGAUAAUUUUCGGCAUCAAUUACAGUCCCUUAUAGAUGUUCUUCAAAAUACUAAACCAUGGUACGUUCGCUGUAUAAAACCGAAUUUACUAAAACGACCAAAUAACUAUGACAAAUCAUUAGUUCUUGAUCAGUUAAAGUAUCUUGGCGUUGUGGACAUAAUUCGGAUAAGAAAAGAGGGGUUUCCAAUUCACUUAAGUCAUGAAGAUUUUAUCACAAAAUAUAAAUGCCUGAUGACAGAAAAGUCUGUUGAGGAUUCAUAUAAGUAUAUAUCCAAUAUAAUGGACUUAAAUGACUUGCCAAAUACGGAGUGGCAAAUAGGAAAAACUAAAAUAUUCCUGCGAAGUACUGUGCAUCGCCUAUUGGAAUUCAACCGAAAAGAAAAAAUAUAUAAAAACGCUGUAACUAUUCAAAAAAACUGGAAACGAUUUCAUUGUUUUAAGUCGUUCUUACGCAUUAAACUGGCAGUUUUAAAAAUACAACAUGCGUAUAAAGGCUGGAAAUUAAGAAUUCGAUUUAUAAAAAUGAGGCGCAGUGCAAUCGUCAUACAAAGUCGUUUACGUGGAGUAUUCGCUCGAGAGGUGGCGACAGCAUUGAGGGAAAUGAGGCGCGUAGAUGAGGAAAUGAAAAAGCGUAAUAAAGUAUAUGAGCAAUUUACCAAUAUCCAUACCAGUGCUUUAGCAGAUUGUGAAAGAUUACUGCAAGAGGAAAUAAACGUGCUGACUCAUAUAUCCGAAAAUAUUGAAAAUUCCCAAAAGCCGUUAUUGAACGACCAUCAAUGUAACAAAAAUUCAAGUGAAACCUCAAUAAUACAAGACAGCGUUCAACUGGACACAAUAUUCGCAUUUUUGUCAGAUUCAACCGAGGAAACUCUGGAUAACCCACUAAUUGAAGAAAUAAAUAACAAAAUGAAUAAUUUGGUUAAAGACCUGGAUGACGAAAUUAAAUUAUCCGUGCAAGACGACAUGAGUUUUAAAAACAACGAAACAGUAAAAGCUUUAGCUACCAAAGGUGUUCCAUCUCUUCCAGAGCCCACAGUUCCUCCACCACCACCACCUACAUCUCUAAUAAUUAAACAGAAGUAUUCAAAACCUGAGCAUAUAUAUGAAGCUAUAAACGCAAAUAAACUAACGACCAAGAAGGGAAUUUCAAAUGAAAAUAAUAUUUUCUUGAAAUAUAAAAUUAUAAAGGAACACAACAAAAAUUCACCAACUUUAGCCUCUUCGUCAUUAAAUAAGUACCAACUAGAUGAUGAACGAGAGCAGAGACGAAAACAUAGGGUGGAAAAAAAAAUUUUUGAACUUAACUGUAACGAAGAUGGCCAAAAAGAUAUUCACAAUGACGAUUCAUUUUACAAUAUCUAUGAGUUUGCGGAAAACUAUUUUAAUAGCCACGAGAUUAAGAGGGAUAAUAACCUAUUUUCAGAAAAAGAGGAGAAAAAAAACGAUUCUGUAAAAAAACACGAAAUGACAAUGUUUUCAAGAACUGGCCAAAUUCCAACAUCACAUAUUCAUAUGUACGAUCCAGAGAAUGUUUUAUUGUCAUGCAACAUAUUUAGCGAGCUUUGGAAAUAUAUGCGAGGUGAACAUACUGCAGAGCAAGAGCUACAGAUAAUUCAAUAUAUUAUUGGACUCGGCAUAGAAAGAGAAGAAUUACGUGAUGAGAUAUUUGUUCAAUGCAUUCGUCAAACAAGAAACAACCCAAGUAUUGAAUGGAAUGACAGAAUUUGGCUUAUUAUGUGUCUCUCCAUCGUUGCUUUUCAGCCAAGUAAACUUUUGUUUAGAUAUUUUGUUUCUUUUAUAAAAAAAAGUAUAAAGCAUUUAGAUGGAAAACUUAGGCAAUACGCGCAAUGGUGCUUUGAUAACUGUAAAAGUACAAAAGUUUCAACCCGAGUAUAUCCACCAUCUAGUGUCGAAGUUGCGGCUAUGCGACGUCUUGGAACUAUAGUGUGCAGAUUUUUUUUGGACGCACGUACUAAAGCUAUUGAUGUUCAUCCGACUGACACUGCAGGUGACGCUGUGCAAAAACUCGCUGAAAAACUAAACUUAACUUCAACUGAUGGGUGGGCAAUUUAUCAGUCACGGCCGGAUGGUGAAGAACACAUAAAAAGUUUUGAUUAUUUGUAUGAUGUAAUUUCUGCAUGGGAACAUAAACAAGCUUCCAGUAAUGCCUUGAAAAGGCUUGUAAAUGGACCACCAUCAGGAGAAAAUCGAUUUGUUUAAAAAAGAUUAUUUAAAUCAACUCAUGAACUAUCUCAAGAUCCUGUUGAAGUAAGCAUGCUAUAUUCACAAGCGGUUCACAGCGUUGUCAAAAAAGAUGAAUUCCCGGUUAGUGAAAAGGUGGCUCUUCAAUUAGCCGGGCUUCAAGCUCAAGUGGCAUUAGGAGAUCCAUCGAACCAGCCAAAACCAGAAUAUUAUUCAGAUAUAAACAGUUUUUUACCAAGCAGAAUAUCAAAAACAAGAGAGCUAGAAUUCUGGAUACCAAUUUUAGCCCAGGCCCACCGACAAUAUGGGUCCUCGAGAAGUGAAGUCACAGCUAAAGUUUUAUACCUAAGUUGCGUAAUGCAAUAUCCACUUUAUGGAACAACAAUGUUCAAAGUUAUUUACAAGGGAUACUGGAACUUUGCAAGCAAUAUUAUACUUGGAAUACAUUGUGAAGGAAUAAUGUUUAUUCACCCUGAAGACAAAUCUGUCAUUUACCAAUUUAAGUACACAGAUAUUGAAUCAAUUAUGUUGGAUCCUAGUGAUAGUUUUAUUACUAUAUCACUUCAUCGUAACGUAAAUCAAUUACAAAAAAACUCCCGUGAAGGAAAUUCAGUUUUAGAGUCUCAGAAAUGUUUUGUUUUUGAGACAUUGCAAAAAAAUGAGAUAGGAUCUUUAAUUAUUUCUUAUUACCCUUCUCUAUCGAAUUGGAUCUUAAACAUUGUGGAGUGCUCAAACAAAAUUAAAGGAACUACCAAUGAAGACAGAUUAAGAUUAUAUCAAAAUGUUGUUCUUUGUAGGCGACAACUAGUGGAUUUGAAUAUAGUUAAAAAGCCUCAAGAGUUAGGAGGCUUUUUAAGAAACACCCUAAGGCGUUUAUCAAAGCACAGACUAGAAAAAUUGAGGUCGGAGCAAGGGUCCAACGUUCAAGAUCACGGCGAAACGUAUAAAGGUUUUUCUCACUCAUUUUGGGCAUUUAGCAAACAACAAAUUCCAUUUUGUUUAAGUAACAUUUCUGACCAAGAAGAGGGUAUUAUGGUGCAAAUAUUUGAUUCGAUUUUAACUUUUUCUGGACUUGGAACUUCAGGAGAAACAAUAAAACGUGCUGAAGAUGAGCAUGUUCGGAUAGUGCAAUCUAUAAUGGAAAAAUGUAUGAAAAAGGAGUCUUUAUUAAAUGAACUUUACCUUCAACUGAUUAAACAGACUACUGAUCAUCCAGAUGCUAACUCAAGAGUUAAUUUAAAAAAUUGGGCACUAUUGUCAGUAUUAUGCAGUGUAAUAUUGCCAUCAAUUAAAGCUGUUCGGAAGUACCUUAUUGCUCAUCUAAAAAGAUGCUCGAGUGAUGUUUUGUCUGAGGAGGGUAAAUACGCAAGGUUUGCAGAAAAUUGUUUUUUUAGAACUCAAGGAACAAGGCGUCGUCAGUGGCCCCCAAGCAGCGAAGAAAUUUUGUGCACUACCAAUCGCCGACCUUGCUACUCGAAGUUUUAUUUUAUGGAUGGACAAUAUUAUUCAAUUGAAUUUCAACCAAGUUCUACGGCUAGUGAUGUUUUGGAAAUUAUAAAGAAGAAAAUUGGACUUCAAGAUAAUUCCAAGGGAUAUUCCAUUUAUGAAGUCAUAGGAAACUCGGAAAGAAGCCUUUUGCCAGAAGAAAAAGUGUGUGAUAUAAUGGCAAAAUGGGAAAAGUAUCAGGCUUCGUCACAGCAAGGAACUCAAUAUCAGACUUCUCAUACAGCCUCUUCCCGACAACAUCAAUAUAUGUUCCUAUUUAAAAAACAUUUAUUUUUCGACAACUACAUAAAUUUAGAGGACACUGUUGAAAAAGAGUUGUUAUAUAACCAAAUCCUACAUAGCCUCAGAAGUGAGAGGUACCCAAUUACAGAAAUGGAAGCGAUUAUGUUAACUGCUCUUCAGAGCCAACUUGAGCUUGGCGAUUGUUCUGAAAUGCUGACUGACUACAGGGUUGUCGCUAGCCAUUGCUUACCCCCGAGAUUUGUCCCAAAUCUACCACGCGAAGCUGUGGCAAUGCAUCAUCAAAGUCUUCGAGGAAUGCUACCAGCUGAAGCUAAAAAAGCGUUUCUCAAUUUGAUACAAAGUUGGCCACUUCAUCGGGCAACCAUUUUUGAUGUUAUGCAAAGCUUUACUUCGAAUUGGCCUCGAAUGUUGUGGCUAGCAAUAGACCAAAACGGUAUUCACCUACUUCAGCAUCGUUCAAGAAAUAUAUUAUGCACUCAUGGCUACGAAUCUAUAAUAUCUUUUUCUCCUAAUUUAAAUUCGGUUAUGAUAUUUACUGGAACGGAAAAAAAACAAUCCAAAGUGGUUUUAAGUACUUCCCAGGCUUUUCAAAUCACCACAUUAAUUCGGGAAUACUCUGAAAUUGCGAAAGGCAUCAAAUGAACAAAUCUUAAAAUUAAGAUAACAAUUGAUAAUCCGUUUAGAACUCCACUUAUAAUAAAUACAAAUUGUAACAAAAUUGUUAAUAA
This is a messenger RNA of Drosophila ficusphila, 6376 nucleotides long. It is a transcript of the gene Myo81F, whose product is annotated as unconventional myosin-VIIa. Gene Ontology annotation, cellular component: cytoskeleton; myosin complex. Lineage: Eukaryota; Metazoa; Arthropoda; Insecta; Diptera; Drosophilidae. The record is from RefSeq and is a predicted model, not a curated record. Gene Ontology annotation, molecular function: ATP binding; cytoskeletal motor activity; protein binding. Gene Ontology annotation, biological process: signal transduction.